CGUCUACACAAAACAAAAGCACCUUCCUAAUCCUUCCCUUCCCUUUUGAGUGUGUGUGUGCUCUCUCUCACUCACUGUUUAGUUAUCCCCCACCCCACAGGGACAGGCUGCUAGUUGGCAUUGAACUGUGCUAGCUAAGUCUCAUCUCUCCUCGAUCUAUAUAUGUGCAAUGCGCCUGUGCAAGUCCCCCGACCACACUAGAAAGCGAGAAAGAGCCCACAGAGAGAGAGAGAGAGAGAGAGAGAGAGAGAUCAUAAGUAAGCCAUGCGAUGGGACCUGAGGCAGAACCAAAAUCCGAUUCCAGCAUAUCCACAAAGCUCCAACUGUCCCCAGUAUCUUUGCACAAGCUCCCCAACUCACCGGAGAGGUCAGGGUUGCGAACCCCGCCAUUCCACACUAUAGCAGCUGUCCCAUUCCGGUGGGAAGAAGAGCCCGGUAAGCCCCUACCUUGUACUGCCAUCAUCCCUCUCCCAAGCCAUAAUAAUAGUAGUCCACCACCGCCCCCCAAAUGCUUGGUGCUCCCCCCGAGGCUCCUCAAGGAGGCCAUAAUAGCCAAGAUGCCAUUGCCUGCAUUCGAAAAGCGGAGUACGUUCCACUCCACUUCCUUCAGGAUCGGUGGGGACUGCUAUGGAUCGUUCCGGGAGAGUCCCAACUCUGGGUACGAGACUGGUAAGAGAAACGUGGACUUGGACCUGAAGCUGGAGAGUGCAGAAAAGAGGAUGAACUCUUCAUGGUGGGGGAGAAAGUUGAGUCCACCUCUUCCUACUACUGAGUCUGAGAGAGGGGGGAAUUGGAGCAGCUGUGCAUUCCCUUCCUUUUCUACUACUAGUGCUACUACUAGUACUAGUAGAAACGGAAGUAGCAGCACCAUCGUAGUAGAGGGAAUUCAAGACGGAGGCAGAGGAGAGAGUGAGUCACAGGGGGGCGGCGAAGGCGGCAGCAGCACUAGAGAAGAGCUUAAUGACAGCAGCUCAAGGAAGAUGAAGAAGAACAUCGCUACUAAGAUUAUUAGAUGGGCAGGGAGCUUCCCCUCUCUCUCCCACUACCGCCCCAAUUCCAAUUCUUACAUCUGGGUGGGUAUAUUCGAGGGCCUGAAGGGCAUAGUGCCUUCGAGAAGCCGGAAACUGAGCAAGGCGUCCCCAUCUCCGUCCUUUGAUUGAAACAGUGGCAUCUAUUCUAGUCCAAAAGGAUCCCAUGCCAUCCCCGCAAGGCAAGGCAAGGCAAGGCAUGGCAUCCUUCAAUGUAAUUUGCUUCAUCACAAGUCCCAUAACACUACCAUACAUGGAGAGCAGCACGUUUCUAUUCGUACGUGUGCUGGGACUGGGCAGCAACUUCACUAAGGCAGGCAUUGGAACAAUCACAACUUCCAGACGGAACGCAAGCAGGCAGUAAUUUUAGGUUAAAGGAGUUGUAUCGAGGUUACUAAGGCCCUCUUGCAUUGUCAAGUUCAGGCAACCAGCAGGGGGCCAUUCCUGUACAAUUAGGAUUAUGGUGUGUAAUCAGGUCGAACGCAUGACUUCAUGAUUCCGAAAGGUGGAGGGCCCUUAGUAUAUCUUCCAAGACUUCAAAUAGUGUCAGUAGCAAAGUACUUAGCCAUGCAACUUGUGAUAUAUCGGAGC
Molecule: messenger RNA, 1619 nt
Organism: Punica granatum (pomegranate)
Lineage: Eukaryota; Viridiplantae; Streptophyta; Magnoliopsida; Myrtales; Lythraceae
Source: RefSeq, a predicted model, not a curated record